AUGUCACCUUGUUCCACAGGAAACCCUACUUCCCAAACAGUGGCUUCAUUAACAAACUCAAUAUCAAUCUCUAUUUUUGUGUUGCUUUUGAUCACCUCAAGUGCCCAGUGUCAUGCAGCUUACAGCGGCAGAGGCCGCCAUUCCAGAAUGGUGAGAAAAUAUUUAGCUCCUCACAAUGCCGCACGCGCAGCAGUGAGAAUGCCCCUGCUACGCUGGGAUUCAAGGCUUGAAAAUUACGCAAGAUGGUCUGCGUAUCAGCGGAGGUAUGAUUGCGCGUUGCAACAUUCGAAUGGAUCGUACGGGGAGAAUAUUUUCUGGGGAAGCGGCAAUGAUUGGAAGCCGGCGCAGGCGGUGGCUGCAUGGCUGUCGGAGAAGAUUUGGUAUGAUUAUUGGUCGAAUUCCUGCGUUGGGGGAAAUGACUGUGGUCAUUAUACACAGAUUGUUUGGGGUAGGACCAGUAGAAUUGGGUGCGCCAGAGUGGUUUGUGUGGGUGGUCAAGGCGUUUUCAUCACUUGUAACUAUGAUCCUCCUGGAACGAGCGACACUUGCUUGGCAGAGGCGCCUUACACUUCAGCUCUUGUUCUUGAAAAAGUUCCAAAAGGCUACACAGUGUCCAUGUCGACUUGUGCAAAGUAUGCAGACCAACUUGUGCACGGAAGAAACACAACUGGAACAUAUGUAAGUGAAGUGCACGGCUGGACCUUGCUUGACGUGGUUGGAAUGCUUCUUGGCAUGAUGGAGCACGCCUGGAAUGAUGAAGUGAAGAGCACGGCUAGAAGGAUGUUGCCAUAG
Messenger RNA from Mangifera indica (mango), 792 nucleotides. Its product is annotated as pathogenesis-related protein PR-1-like. The transcript is spliced from 3 exons. Gene Ontology annotation, cellular component: extracellular region. The record is from RefSeq and is a predicted model, not a curated record. Lineage: Eukaryota; Viridiplantae; Streptophyta; Magnoliopsida; Sapindales; Anacardiaceae. Bases 1 to 792 code for a protein of 263 amino acids.